AUGUGUUCGUCGGCCGGGAGGGGUGGGGGAUGGGAAGAUGAGAGUGAAUGGGAAGAAGCAUUUGCCAAUUAUAAAGCUGUAUAUGUAGUGUUAAUGAAUUCUAACACUCCAGGCUCAAUUCAUACAGCUGCAUCAAUCUUAAAUUCAAUUGAAAAUAUCUAUAUUGUCUCGAUCCCACCAUCUCUAUCUUCACCAGUGACAACUGAUGUGGGUAUUUGUGCAACUGCGACAUGGGCUCAAAACGGCCGAACUGUGGCUGGUGGCAACGGCAGUGGAUCAGAAUUCACUCAGCUAAAUGGGCCAUUUGGAUUAUUUGUUGAUGAGAAUCAAACUAUUUAUGUGACAGAUCGCUAUAAUAAUCGUGUGAUGAAAUGGGAGCGUGACGCUUUGAGUGGUCAGCUAGUUGCAGGUGGAAAACGACAAGGAACCCGUGAUGAUCAAUUGAAUUACCCUACUGAUGUUGUCGUCGAUCAAGAUGGAACAAUAUACAUUAGUGACUAUGGCAAUCAACGGGUUCAACAAUGGUCUCGAAAUGCUCAAAGUGGAAAAACAAUUAUUAGCAAAAUCACUGCUACUGGCAUAGCAAGAGAUAAUGAAGGAUCACUCUAUGUGUCUGAGUGGAGUGCGAACAUUGUGAAAAAAUGGCGUGUUGGUGAGACAGUUGGGAAAGUGAUUACUUCAGAAGUUAAUCAUCCUGGCUUACUGUCCAUUGAUCUCAAUCAGUCUGUCUUUGUGGCUGAUCAGUGGAACCACAGAGUAAUAAAAGUGGAUAAUGGAACAACACAAAUCUCGAUUGUUGCUGGUGAUGGAUCUUCUGGUCGUGGCGCAUACCAAUUACAUACGCCGAUGAGUGUUGUUGUCGAUCAGUUGGGUACGGUCUAUGUGGCUGAUACUAAUAAUCAUCGAAUAAUGCGAUGGCCACUUGGAGCUACAUCCGGCAAUGUCAUUAUCGGUGGUCGUGGUCAAGGUUCUAGAUCUGAUCAACUUAGUGAGCCCACUGAUUUAGCAUUCGAUCUUGACGGAAAUCUCUAUGUUGUCGAUCCAGGAAAUGAUCGCGUGCAAAAAUUUUCCAUUGAUAAGAGUUUAUGUUAA
Didymodactylos carnosus is the source of this 1092-nucleotide messenger RNA. Lineage: Eukaryota; Metazoa; Rotifera; Eurotatoria; Philodinida; Philodinidae. The record is from the annotation of a GenBank genome assembly.